ACCAUGUCAGCGUUUAGCACGCGGAGUCACAAAUGUCAUUUUUGGGCGAAAAUGCUUGAAAUAUGACAAUUUGUGGCAGUGUUUCACCAGAUAUUUGAAACAAUAAGUUGUCAUUUCUUACUGAGUGGCUAGCCCAAAGACAAACAUGCAAGCAGAGGAUGCAAGAUACCUGAAAAGGAAGGUGAAGGGAGGCAAUAUUGAUGUUCACCCGACAGAGAAGGCUUUGGUGGUGAACUAUGAACUCGAGGCAACCAUCCUGGGAGAGCUUGGGGACCCCAUGUUGGGGGAGAAGAAAGAAUGUCAAAAAAUAAUUCGGGUGAGAAGUUUGAAUGCGAACAGCAACCUGACUGCUUUGGCCAAGGAAAUUAUUGACAAGUGUAAACUUAUUCACCCUAAUAAAUUGCCUGAGGUAGAACAGCUACUGUAUUAUCUUCAAAACAGAAAGGAAACAGGCACUGCUAAAGCAUCUGGAAAGACAAAGCUUGCCGAUAGACCCUUAGAGCCUGCGUAUGACUGCACAGAGAUUGAUGAACAAGCACAUAUAAGUGACUUAGACGAAUAUUUAGAAUUACUGUAUGAAGACGUCCCGGAGAAGCUCCGAGGGUCGGCCCUGAUUUUACAGCUGUCCAGAAAUCCGGACAACUUAGAAGAGAUAUUUCAAAAUGAGACGGUGGUGGGGGCACUGGCACGUGUCUUGCGCGAGGACUGGAGGAAGAGCACGGAGCUCGCCACGAACAUCAUCUACGUCUUUUUCUGCUUCUCCAGCUUUUCUCAGUUCCACGGAGUCAUUCUGCACUUUAAGGUUGGCGCACUCUGCAUGACCAUCAUCGAGCAUGAACUGAAGAAAUACAACCUGUGGAAAGAGGAACUGGACAAGAAGUGCAAGGCUGUUCAAACAGAUCGUGACAAGAGAAAGGCUCAGACAGAGUUUGAACGAAGUGCUCAGCGGUUUGAGGGGCUUGUGAAGAAACAGGAGCAGCUGCUACGUGUGUCAUUUUACUUGUUGUUAAACCUGGCUGAGGAUCUGAAGGUAGAGAUGAAGAUGAGGAACAAAGGAAUCAUAGGGAUGCUGGUGAAGACGUUAGAGCGGGACACAUAUGAGCUACUCAUUCUGGUUGUCUCUUUCCUCAAGAAACUCAGCAUCUUUAUAGAAAACAAGAACCAAAUGAGGGAGAACAACAUUAUAGAGAAGCUGAUCAAGCUAGUGCCUGUGGACCAUGAGGAUCUACUAAACAUCACUCUCAGGCUGCUGCUUAACCUCUCCUUUGACAAUGACUGCAGAAGCAAAAUGGUCAAGUUCGGACUGUUACCCAAGCUGGUCGACCUGCUCCAGAAUGAGAACCACAAGACAGUAGUGUUAUGUAUCCUGUACCACAUCAGUCUGGAGGACAAUGCCAAGUCCAUGUUCUCCUACACGGACUGUAUCCCUGUGGGUAUGAAGUUGAUACUGGAGAGCCCUGAAGAAGGCCCAGACAUGGAGCUCAUGGCUUUGUUCAUCAACCUGGCAGCCAACAAGCGAACUGCCCAGAUCAUUUGCGAGAAAAAUGGACUCAAAAUGCUGAUGAAGAGAGCAUUCAAGUUCAGGGAUCCACUUAUGAUGAAGAUGAUUCGUAACAUAUCCCAGCAUGAUGGACCCACAAAAAACCUCUUUAUAGACUAUAUCAGCAAUCUCUGCACGACUGUGUUGGAGAAUGACGACGAGGACUUUGCCCUGGAGUGCCUGGGGAUUCUGGGUAAUCUAACCAUCCCUGACCUGGAUUUCGAGCUCAUCCUGAAGGAGUAUAACCUGGUGCCCUGGAUCAAAAAUAGACUACAGCCAGCAAAUAAGACAGAAGAAGAUGUUGUUCUCGAGAUAAUAAUCUUGGUGGGGACAGUUUGCUGUGACGAUGCCUGUGCCAGUAUGCUCGCCCAGUAUGGGAUUAUCCAGUGUCUCAUAGAGCUGCUCAAUGCUAAGCAGGAGGACGAUGAGAUGGUGUGUCAGAUUGUCUAUGUCUUCUAUCAGAUGAUCUUCCACGAAUCCACCAGAGAAGUUAUCAUCAAAGACUCUCAGGCACCUGCCUACCUGAUUGACUUGAUGCAUGACAAGAACCCGGAGAUAAGGAAAGUCUGUGACAACACCCUGGACAUCAUAUCUGAGUAUGAUGAAGAAUGGGCCACCAAGAUCCAGCUGGAGAAGUUCCGUUGGCAUAAUUCCCAGUGGCUGGAGAUGGUGGAGUCGCGACAACUGGACGACAACGACGCUUACCUGUACGGAGAUGAGGGUAUUGACCCCUACAUCCACGACGAUGACAUUCUCGACAGAGCAGACCUCUUUUACGGUGACACUGAUGGUUAUGACCACACCGUCAUGAUGGAUGGACAGCUCACGCCAGAGUUCAUAGAUGAGCACGGAAUGUACAACGGUAACCAAGACUACCUGAUGGUCGGAGGAGGUGGGCCUUACGGUUACGGGAAUGAUUACGACCCGUAUCCACGGCCCGAGUCUCACCUUGGCUAUGCGAUGGAGGGUCAAGCGGUGGACGAGUACGGACGACCGCUGGACAUUUAUGACCCCCGGGACCACUAUGGUCGCCCCACGCUUCCUGAAUACUACAACGGCAACGUUGAAGACGAGUACGACUAUGGUUACGGUUACCAGGGCAACAGAUAGAGCAGAAGAUAGACUUUUUAGGCAGGACUGACCGUUCUGUGUUUUAGUACAAUGGUCUCAAACCUAUACUGAAGGUAUACAGCACACAACAGCAGCUUGUCUUCAUCCACAAGGGCUAGUGUUGGAACUUUGACAGAGUGGGUUAGGUUUCAAAGCAAUCUUUUUUUUUUGAGAUGGAUCAGUAUAAUUUGAUUUACUGGUUUGUGCUUUGGAUUCUUAAUUGGAAAAGGAAUCUCGGUCAGUUUUUUGAGUUUGCUUGGUCGUUCGCUCUCAGAGAAAUGUUCGUCCAGAUUCAGGACGUCGGGGAUGCAGAUGUGGAAAAACCAAUUGCAGGCCAGAAAAAGGAAAGAGAGUAAGAUAUGACUCUUCUGAAGCAAGAUUGAUUGGUAUUCAGGUGUUAUUAAAACACUGUGUUCAAGAAUUUUUCCUCUGACAUGAUGGUAUUCGGGUUUAUGGUUGAAAACUUUAGUUUAAUCGAGUUAAUCCAGAGUUUAAUUACCAAUUCCUUAAGCAGUUACCUGACAAGUCUCUUGGCUUCUGUGGCCAAUGGUACAAUGACACUUCUUACUCAAGUCAAAAUUUAUAACCUCUUGACAGUUAGUUCUUGAUUGUGGAAGAUGGGAUUUUGACACAAUUAUUUUAAGGUAACAUUGAUGAGGUGGUUAAAAUUUAAACAUCUAGGGCCCCAAAAACAAAUAUCUAGGGCCCCAAAAAUAAGCUGAAAAAUCGUAUUUCAGAAAUCGCCUCAUGGAAUCGGACCCUGAAGCAAAUAUAUUGCAAUAAGUAUAUUGAAAUAUAAUUACUUGACUGUGUCCUUGUAGUAUAGAGACCGUUUCAUUUGAAAGGCUUCAGCUUAGCUUCAUAGUAUUAAAAAAAAAGAAAAUAAAAAAAUUUCAAAGGCUUAUCUGUGAUGUUUUCAGCAUAAUAGUUACUUCCAUAUCCGUUGUACAUUUUGCAUAGUGCACAGGUCGUGGAGUGAAGAAUUUGAGAUAUGUCGGCCAUUGUACACAGGUUGUCGAAGUCAAGAAUUUGAGAUAUGUCGGCCAUUGUGCACAGGUCGUGGAAGGCAAGAAUUUGAGAUAUUGCGGCCAUAUUUGUGGCAUUAUAAUGUAAUGCAUGUAGGAGUGACCAUUUUAACAGUAGAGAUAGAUCUGUAGCGAGCAGUUGUUUGGAAGGUAGCAUAAUGGUGUUCGUGUUUCCACUGAGGUAUUUUUCUUUGAAAUCAUUUGUGUGUAAUAUCUCAUCCUUACAGAAUCUCUUUGUGUCCAGAGAUCUGUAGAAUUAUCUGUCUCAGUGUGCGUAUACCAUGGUUGUUUUAUACAUACAUGUAUAUCUAUAGAUUUAAUUAUGCAUAAUUUAUUUAUUAAUGUGAUUUAAGGACAUUUAGUGAACUACCGUUUUACAGCUGAGCAGUUCAGUAUUGAGUAUCCCCUUCUAAACAUUUGGUGUGCACCUUUAUACAUAGUAUACACACUGUAAUAAUAAUCGGGGGUUACAUGUUUUUUUUGUAUUUAGUGUUUUUGGUCGGGAGGGGGGAUGCAAGACUUCCAUGUACAGGCGUAAGUGGUAGAUUUUACCAGAUUACAUGUAUUUAGUUUAUUUAUUUAUUUGUUUGUCUAUUUAAUUGAUCGAAAACCAAUCCACCAGAUGGGAACCAGGAACUGAUGAACUGGAGGGAGCAGGUUUUGAACUUGUGGCAUCCUUGUUUAAAGGCUAGUGAUCUUGAGGUUGAAGUCAUUGCAGUGCUUAUCCAGUAGGAAUCUCUACCUGGCUAAAUUAUCCCCAUAUAUAGUGAGUUCAUCUCGCAUACUAGUUAAUGAAUGUCUAAACAGGAUUACCGUAAAUGACCUAAAAUUUUGAGCAUGAGUAACUAGCUUAUUUUGCCUGAUUCUGUUGAUUGUAGAUUAGGUGUUCGAGGUUUGGUUGGAAAUAUACAACUUCAGCAUAAACAGUAAUGUUUUGAUAUUUAUUGAUUUACCUCUGAAAAUGCUCCUCUUGGGCAAAAUGUUAGAUCAUUUACAGUUUGUUUACUAUGUUCUUUAAUAGUCGUAAUAUUGAUCCUUAUGUGAAGAAAUCCAUGUCGUCUUCAAACUAUGCUCCUAUCAGUCAUUUACCUUAUGUCAUUUACAUGCUACACCACGAUGAAUCUGGGACAUAAAAAUUUUCUGUUUAGUGAAAUGUAAUGAUGGACAAGAAUUUUAAUUAUAUGAAAACUUGUCAUUAA
Messenger RNA from Liolophura sinensis, 4874 nucleotides. Its product is annotated as kinesin-associated protein 3-like. The record is from RefSeq and is a predicted model, not a curated record. The coding region runs from base 146 to 2650 and encodes 834 amino acids. NCBI's taxonomy places the organism in Eukaryota, Metazoa, Mollusca, Polyplacophora, Chitonida, Chitonidae. Gene Ontology annotation, molecular function: kinesin binding. Gene Ontology annotation, biological process: microtubule-based movement; cilium organization. The transcript has 17 exons. Gene Ontology annotation, cellular component: ciliary transition zone; axoneme; kinesin II complex.